Molecule: messenger RNA, 20988 nt
Organism: Porites evermanni
Lineage: Eukaryota; Metazoa; Cnidaria; Anthozoa; Scleractinia; Poritidae
Source: the annotation of a GenBank genome assembly
AGGAUACCCAGGCUCACCACCAACUGGACAACAACAGCAGCAGCGUAUGUACCAAGCUGCACCUCCUCAGUUGAUGAAUAACUCCUCCCUUAAUCCAUCUCCAUCAGCCACACCACCAAGGCGAAGUCCAGUCAAUCAACAAUCUGGUGAGUAAACACAGAUCUUUUUAUAUGUACUUGUUUGUGUAAAGCAUGUCUUUCUGUAAACCAGCUCUUCACAAAGACAGUAUUGUCACACCUCCUCAAUGUAGAUACCGAAGGGCAGAGCCCUUUGCAGAAGUGCCGGUUCUAUAGUGGUAGCGAUUGUGUGAACUUCGGCAUUUUUGGGACCAGAAAAACUAUCUGUGAUAGAGAGGUGGCAGUGUUAUAGAUGUGUCCCUCAGGGUAUUAAAGGAUAUUACGUUCUACCAUAGUGAAUAAUCAUAAAGAGCUAUAUAAAGGUUGGAGAGCUUCCCUUUUUUGUGUCCCUUUUGAGUUUUGAAAUUUUGUACAACCAAAAAUUAUAUGUACAAAAUGUUUGAUUAUUUCAGGUUAGAGGUCAGUCAUCAUUUUGAAUGAAAAACUAACAAUGUUCCACUUGUUACUUUGAAUUUUGUAAAAUGAGUUAAAUACUCCCAAUUUUUUUCAUUCAGCUAUUCUUUCUUACCUUGCUUAAAUUAUAAUGAUGUUUUUGUCAAUAUUUUGCCCCAAUUUCUGUUGUUUUAGGGCUUCCUGGUUUCCCCUCAGCAGCUGCUCGACCUCCUGCAUCUCAAGCAGUUGUCAAUGGUCCAGUUACAGGGUUCACACCAUCACCUCAGGGACAUCAUCAAAUGGAGCUGCGGUCUACUGCAAAUACAAACCCAUCAACUUUUCCAACACAGGCUUCUCAGAGACUUUCAGCACCUUUGUCACCUGGGGCUGCACUAGUAAAUGGGCUCUCCUCACAAGCUCCUGUCAGUAAGUUUGUUUCCCCACCCACAAGUAACGUUCAGGCUGGGUCAGCGUUUACUCCUGUAACAUCCUCUUAUCCCAACCAACCAUUGCCUCAUUCCUCAUCUGGAUCAACCCUCCCAGGUCAACAACAGCCUGNUCCCUUUUGAGUUUUGAAAUUUUGUACAACCAAAAAUUAUAUGUACAAAAUGUUUGAUUAUUUCAGGUUAGAGGUCAGUCAUCAUUUUGAAUGAAAAACUAACAAUGUUCCACUUGUUACUUUGAAUUUUGUAAAAUGAGUUAAAUACUCCCAAUUUUUUUCAUUCAGCUAUUCUUUCUUACCUUGCUUAAAUUAUAAUGAUGUUUUUGUCAAUAUUUUGCCCCAAUUUCUGUUGUUUUAGGGCUUCCUGGUUUCCCCUCAGCAGCUGCUCGACCUCCUGCAUCUCAAGCAGUUGUCAAUGGUCCAGUUACAGGGUUCACACCAUCACCUCAGGGACAUCAUCAAAUGGAGCUGCGGUCUACUGCAAAUACAAACCCAUCAACUUUUCCAACACAGGCUUCUCAGAGACUUUCAGCACCUUUGUCACCUGGGGCUGCACUAGUAAAUGGGCUCUCCUCACAAGCUCCUGUCAGUAAGUUUGUUUCCCCACCCACAAGUAACGUUCAGGCUGGGUCAGCGUUUACUCCUGUAACAUCCUCUUAUCCCAACCAACCAUUGCCUCAUUCCUCAUCUGGAUCAACCCUCCCAGGUCAACAACAGCCUGGAUUUCCUGUACAGGGACAGACAAACAUGCAUCAGGAUCAACUUGGGCAGACAACGAGUUACACAGGACAAGCUAGAGGUUUACCUUUAGACACAGCUGGUCUGUCUCCUCAGGGAAACCAAACAUUUGCACCCGAAGAAACCCAAUCAUUUUCAGCUCUUCAUUCUAACAAACCCAAGAGGCCUGUCAUGCCAGGCAACUCAGGAACAGGUUAUCCUGGACAACGUAGUAGCCCAUCUCCAAGGUCCACUCCCCCUCCCCCUGUAGGUCCACCUGGUUCAUUGGUGUCCCAGGGAUCAACUCCACCUCCUCAAUCAAAUUUACCGGGGUCCGCCAUGCCUCAAACCUCUUACAGUGGUCUAGCAUCAGGUUAUCCCCCCAUGGGACAAGACUCUCAAGCUGGGACAAGGCCUAUAUCUUCACGACGAAGAAUGUAUCCUGCUCAGGUAUACCUCAAAUAAGGGUGUAAUGAUUCAUGUUCCAUGUGAUUCAAUUUGAUUUUGAUUGUUGCCUUUCAAUAUUAUUUUGAUUAUUUCGAUUUGACUACGUAAUUGUUUCUCAAUUCUUAUAACAUAAUUUGUAAUGUAAACAACAUGCAACCCUAAACCCUCAAUUAGAGAAUAGUAACAGGGACAGGAGGAUUCACGGUCGCUUGGUUAUUUGUCGCCAUGUUUAAAAACCUGACAAAGAGCAUGUCGCACAUGGUUUGCCUUAUUUGGAAAUUCUCAAGGGGUGGUUGAAGGACAGCAUUUGUUACCAGGCAACACAAAAUGGCACACAAAUUGCAAUCAUCUUUGCAUGUUUAUCAGAAACACACAUUUUAAAGUGAUCUGGAUUCUGAUUUUACAAUAUAAUAACUCACUAAGGGCACCCUGGAAAAGGUAUGCAAAAAUUGAACCAAAAUCGAAAUGUGUAAGCAAAGAAUCGUGAAUCGAACCGAACGGUCAUAAUGGUGAUUAAUCAAGGAUUCAAUUAAUAGUUACACCACUAACCUGGAAUUUAAAAAAAAGAUUAUUAAUACAACAGAGCCUUUUCACAUGUGGUGAGAAGUUAUGUAAAUUUAUUGGAACAAAAGAAAUUUUUUACAUAAGAAAAAGGAUUGGUUUGGAACACCAACAUGGCUGUCAUUUCAUUGUUUUGGGACAACAAUAUGGUGUCAUGUGAAAACCCUCUAUUCUAACUUGAACAUCUUCAAGACGUAACUCCAAGUUUAAAAUGAUAGAAUGGUGUAAGUUCACACAUGGAAAAGAAAAAUGAAAGAGAGCACAGUACAAGUACAAAUGUACAUACAAAUAACAAAAUUUCUUAGUUUUCUAAUACCAAAUGUGUCAUAAUUUUAAAAGCUUUUUUGAUAUAGUGAUUGUUUUUCCUCCUAGUCUGUACCACCCUCUAUGCCUGGUAUUCCAGCUGGAAUGAUGAAUGUUCCUGGUCAAACAAGCCAGACUUAUCCUGGACAGAUGCCUGCUAUGGCUCAGCAACCUACUGUAAGUGCUUUUUGANUAAAUUUAUUGGAACAAAAGAAAUUUUUUACAUAAGAAAAAGGAUUGGUUUGGAACACCAACAUGGCUGUCAUUUCAUUGUUUUGGGACAACAAUAUGGUGUCAUGUGAAAACCCUCUAUUCUAACUUGAACAUCUUCAAGACGUAACUCCAAGUUUAAAAUGAUAGAAUGGUGUAAGUUCACACAUGGAAAAGAAAAAUGAAAGAGAGCACAGUACAAGUACAAAUGUACAUACAAAUAACAAAAUUUCUUAGUUUUCUAAUACCAAAUGUGUCAUAAUUUUAAAAGCUUUUUUGAUAUAGUGAUUGUUUUUCCUCCUAGUCUGUACCACCCUCUAUGCCUGGUAUUCCAGCUGGAAUGAUGAAUGUUCCUGGUCAAACAAGCCAGACUUAUCCUGGACAGAUGCCUGCUAUGGCUCAGCAACCUACUGUAAGUGCUUUUUGAAUAGAAAACUGUAAGAAAAAGUGCUUUAUUUGAACGUAAAUGUAUUUUUGACACGAAAGCACUAAUUGGGGACACUAUUGAACUUUACAAUUUGAUUGGGUAGUAUUGACAUCUUAAUUGCUUUAUUUGUUCCCCAACAGAUUUCACAAACUGGUAUCGUAAAGAAAUUUUUUUUUAAAUUGACUAUGACAUGUUUUUUUUCCUGUAGUGCAGAUGAUAAGAAAAAUAUAGUGUUUCAUGAAAUUUAAUGACUCUGUUUUCAGGGUCCAAGCCUCUCUCAGUUUCCAUCAUCUGGUGGAAUGGGUUUGGAAGGUCCCAUGGGGCGACUUACAGUCCAGGUACAUUGAAUACUCUGCAAUAAUAAUAGUGCUUCAUUAUCAAAGAUAAUCAGAUCAGUUUUAUCAGCAAAUUCUAAAACUCAAGUGAAAAAUCAUCUAUUGCAGCAUGUAUAAUAAACUGCAGUACACUAAAAUACAAUGUCCAUGAAUUUUUAAUCAACAUUCAUUUCAUUAAUCACACUGUCCUUUAAUAUACAUUUAUAUGGGACUUUAUUCACAGUGGCAUACUAUUCAAGGUCAGAAAUUGCAUGCUAAUUUGGUUUGAUUUGUUUGUUUGUUUGAUUUUUCACAUUGUAACAGUCAUCUGUCAUUCAACCUAUCAAUCUUCUGGAACAGAGGCAUGUCCUUCCCACAACCCCAAUUGAACACCCAACACCUAACUUGCCACAGGUAAGUGGAUGGUUCUUUCUACCUGCAUAUUGCAUAGGAUUUUUAACUGCAUAUUGUUUAAAAAGAGAAAGGCUGGCAUCAGUGCAAUGUUAACGUUAUUAUGAGGUAUUGACUUUAUUAAAAAUACUGUACCAUUAACAGCAGUUUUUCAAGUUCAAUGGUUAUGCUUUUCAAAGUCGCCUUUUGGUGAUCUAAAAUUACAUGUAUGAGGUUGUUACUGGACUUAUCUUUUUUUUGUCUGAAAAAUGUUACAUAAGAAGGUUUUUGUGUGCAGACAUGUCCUUCUUGACUCUGACUUGGGUUUGCAUAUCUGUUUUGAAUUCUCCCAACAUCCUCUCAUGUUUAUAUCAAGCUAUGCAAACACAGAAAAGGUUUUAUAUGUCGAAAAUACAACAAUCAAGAGGGAUGUCUUUUUAUGAUUAACAUUCAAAAUCUAAUGUUAACGAAGUUUUCAUUGUAUUUGUUAGUUGGGUUGGUUUCUAUUAUGUAAUUCUUCUAUGCCUUUUUUGUCGUUUCAGGAUAUUCGUAAGAAGAACUGUGACCCAAGGUAAUAUCCAUUUUUUCUUUUGAUUGCACUUACUUCUCAUGUUGUUAUGGAAACCAAGUGAGAGGAGUUUGCUGUCAAUAACAAAUACACUGUCUUCAGAGCUUUCUUUAACCUAUACUUACUUUUGUGUUUUGCUUUUUUGGUGAUCUGGUAAUGGUAGAUGUGAAACUUUUUAUUUGAGACACAUCAUUAUUAUUAGGGUGUGCCUUGUCCAACGUAGUCCAAGAUCAAAUCAGGGCAUAUGUGUUCAGAAGCCCAUGAUUUACCCUCAUUCAACAUGACCUUUCCUAGGCUGGGUGUUUGGACAUAAUAGCACUCCUUUAAUAUUAAAAGUACAACUGGUCAAUCUGCCUUGCUGCAAUGAAUUGUCACUAAGGACUUAUCUAUCCACUGUACAUGUACUUAUGACAUUUUGGUCUGUUGUUUAGACUGUGACUCAUUCUUUUUGUUUGUUUGAUUUUAUAGUGUACUUUGCUGUACAUUAAAUGCUGUUCCUGAAACCAAAAGCCUUUUAACAAAAUCUAAGCUUCCAUUAGGAAUUCAUCUUCAUCCGUUUAAGGAUCUGCAGGUCAGUUCCACAGUGAAAGGAAUGCUAUGAAUUACUGUACCAGCAAAUGAAUUUACACUUUUUGCUAAUAUAUGAAGAAUUUCACAAGCAAAAUAGUAACUUGUUGGAUAAAGUACCUUCAGAAUCUUUUAAGUUCUUUGAUUACAACAACCUAUGAAUUUUAAAAAAACAUAUUUAACUUCCUGGGGGAAAUAAUGCAUUUUCAUAAUUAUAACGAGGUGGCAUGGCUUAGUGGUUAGUGCAGUGGGCUUGUAAUUCAGAGGCCCUGAGGUUAAAAGGUUCAAGUCCAUUCCUGACCGCUAGCUGGAUUUGUUCUCUCAUAGUCCUGAGUUCAAAUCCUCGGCUAUGCUUGUAAAUAGCCAACUGGUUUGCCUCUGGCCAGUUGGGAAUCUUAAUCAUGUUAUGCUCCAUUUAAAAUUACUUGUUUCAUUAUCUCUGAAAAGCCCUAAGAGGGGAGAGGAUAAUUAAAGUAUUAUUAUUAUUAUUGUUUUUAUUAUUAUUAUUAUUAUUAUUAUCAUCAUCAUUAUUAUUAUUACAUAACUCAAACUGUGAUUUAAAUAAAUACAAAAUAGGCUUACCUGUCUGUGUACUUGUGAAUGUACAGUGUACAUGAAUAUCUGUUAUAGGUUAAAAUUAAAUUCAGGUUAAGAAUUUUCAACCUCGUUCAGUUCUCAUUUUUUUUUAUCUCCUAGCCCUACUUCAUGAAUAAAUAAAUUAUAAGGAUUAGAAUACAUGUUGCCUUUGGAAAGAAACUUAUUAGAAGUCUUAAUGUUGUGUUUCAACAGAAUCUUCCAGUUAUACAUUCCUCUGUUAUAACAAGAUGCCGUUCCUGUAGAACUUAUAUCAAUCCUUUUGUGACUUUCACCGAUUCCAGAAGAUGGAGAUGCCCAAUGUGUUUUAGAGUAAAUGAAGGUGUGUCAUUGCAAGACCCAUCUUAUCCCUUCUACAUAAUGCAGUAAUACACACUACAAGCUCCUAUGUUUGAUCUUAUAUUAUUAUGAUAUCAAACAAAUGACCAUAGUUAUGGUAAUUCGUAAUUCUGUAGCUACAAUAUUUCUGGUUUAAUGCGUAAAGUAUGCAAUGUUGACAGUCAAAAUGUAAUAUAAAUCACUAAAAAUAACAUAAAUAAAUGAACAAAGGUUUGUAGGUUUCUAUGUCUGGUUACUUAAAGUGUGUCCAGAGAAAAUCCUCUAAGAAAUAAAUGUUUAAGGUUGUUUUCUAUCUUGAAAAGAUUUGUGUUUUAAGAGGUAGACACUGUAAGCUUACUGUUAACCCUGUUGUGUGAUCAUACAUGAAAAUGUAUACUAUACAGAACACAACAUUACCAGGCCUAUUUGCAGGAUGUGGAGGCUUGGACACAAUUAUGUCUUCCAUCUUGUUUGUUUGUGUGCAUUUGUGUGGGUUUUUUUCUUUUAAAAGUGCCUUGUUGGCAAUAAGUCCUUUUUUUUGUGGAAAGUAAUGAAGAGGUAAUGGUAGUACAAUUUUAAAUACUGCUGUAUACAAGGCUCAAGGAAACAGGUUUAAGAAAAACAUAAGAAAAGAGAAGAUAUAUUCUGUACAGAAUGAAUAAGUGCAUUUAUCUAAUAUUACAAUUUGAUUAGGCUGAAAGAUAAAACGUUUCACCUUGUGUACAGAGAAUUCCCUCUCCUAGCAGACAAAAGCAAAUUCCCUUUUGGUUUGCAUUGUAAAUCCAAGACCAGAUUCUUGGAUAAUAAGCUUUAUAAUGUGGUUAGUAAAAUUUUUUAUCUGCUAAUCCUUUGGGUUGGUAACUGUUAUCGAAAAACGUAAAUUUAAGACCUGCUUUCUGCAUAUUUAUUAUUGUUUUGUAGUACCAGAGGAAUUCUGUUUUGAUCCUACAACAAGGCAGUAUGGAGAUCCAUCGAAAAGACCAGAAGUUAGGACUGCAACUGUAGAGUUUAUAGCACCUUCAGAAUAUAUGGUAAGCAGAUAAAAUCUAGUCCCUGAGACUACUGCCCACUGAGUAUGUCAUUUAUAAAGGAAACCGAAAUACUUUUUUACCAUAAGAUAUGACAAGCUAUCAUUUCCUUUGCCCUGGAUAUUUUCUGAGGACACUUGAAAAUACAGCUGUAUUUUCCAUUAUUACAUAUACCUGGUAAUCCAAAAUAAUAGAACUUUUAUUAUCAUAUGUGCUGUGUGCCCCCACACCGCCCUGCAAUCUAUGAAAGGCAUAGCUACCAACUUGGAAAGUGAGGCCACAUUUAAUAAGUUUAUUUUCAAGCCUGGAUACAAUUAACAAUAAUUAAUAUUUGGCUUUUCAAGAAGUUUGACAGACUAAUCAAUUAAUAUUAAUUUUUUAAAAUGUGUUGUGUUUGUUUUCAGCUGCGUCCCCCUCAGCCAGCGGUCUUCCUGUUUGUUUUGGAUGUUUCUUUCAAUGCUUUAGAAACAGGUACAUUCAUGAUUCUCAGCAGUCAAUAGCACUGAUAUUGGGCUAUGACAACUUACUUUUUACCAUACUAUGCUUACUAAAUAGUAUGUUUUUGUUGAUUAAUCUUUUUCUCUCUGUGAAUUGGAAUGCUUAAAAAACAGGGUACAUUGUAUCUGAUUGUUCUGAAUUCACAGCCUAUCAAAUUUUCUUAAAAAUGUUUCGAAAAGGACAUUAUUAAUAUGAGUUAAAAGACCCUGGUUAUUAUGUGGAAAAAUUGCAGAAGCAGAAGUUUAACCAACAACUUUUUUGUAAAAUUAAUAAUUGAAACUCAAGAUGGACAUUACAUGAAUAAAGAAAGGCAUUGAUCCAUUCUAGACUGUUUUAGGGGGUGUUUUAUGUUGUAGUUAAUUUUUUAUCUCAGGUAAUUUUUAUAUUUCUUCUUUUUUCAACUUCAUUAGCCUACAUUACUAUACCCCAAAACAAAAGAAAAACAAAAAUUACCUGAGAUAAAAAGUUAAGUACAACAUAUAUCUUACAGAGACCACUACUUUACUGUUUACUGCUUAUGUUUUUCAGGUUACCUAAAUAUGUUUUGUAAAUUACUAAAAGACAACCUUGAUAAAAUGCCAGGAGACCUGAGAACACAGAUUGGAUUUAUAACAUUUAAUAGCACAGUUCACUUUUAUAGCUUAAAGGUAGGUGACUUCCACAUAACUGGCUUAUGCUAAUUAUGUUAGAUUCUUCCAUACUGGAAGUCUUUUUCCUCUCCCUGCGCUAAUUAAGACGCUGAACUCAUCCAUUUAUUUCGUCUUCCUUUUUUUGCAGUCUAAACUUAGCCAACCUCAAAUGCAUAUCGUAUCAGAUUUAGAAGGUAUGUGCUUGCUUCAUUUUGGUAGACGAUACAGUUAGUGCUUGUACAUGUAUUUGUGAAAGCCAGAAAAUUGAUACUACGUCUCUUUAUUGUAUUUUUAGAUGUUUUUCUGCCUUCCCCGGAUGAUUUGCUGGUCAAUUUAAAUGAAAGCAAAGAGGUGAGCAGGACUCUGCUUUAAAAUGCAAUGUUUAUCAAUUUUUCUAUGGGCUACUUAACUCAAUUUAUCUGAGUUUACUGUGAUGUUUAAUAGAUCAGCGGUAUGUAACUUACUGGUAGUAUCAAACUUCUAAGCUCAUGAUAUUUCAAGGCUGUGCUCUAAGGAAAAUUGAAGGGAGCCCAGUGCUCUGAAACUGUAAAAUCUAGGGUGUCAGCAUAUGAUUUGUAUGAAAAAUUUGAGAUUUUCUAGUCGCCCGAGGGCAAAAGUUAGUCACUAGGGGCCACCGGGCUCUGCUAGAGCACAGCCCUGCUGAGGCACUGUAUAAAGGCAAGCAGCGAUACUCCACUUAAUCAGUGAUGGUUUGGAAUGUAUACAUUAUGCACGUGCAAACAAAUGCACUUGGAUAGGAUGGCAUUUGAAAGAAAUGAUUCUCUAGGGUAACAUCGUGUGGUCUGAAAUGGGAAAACAAAAUGUACAAACUAAAGGCAUCUAUUAAUAUAUUAUUAAUUCAAACAUUUUUAUCUUGCCUCUCUGAACAUAUUACUUUUUAUUGGUACACUUUAAUAAAUCAUUUUAUGGGAUUCUAAAUGAGCAUUUCCAUCACAAACACAAUAAAGAUGUUUGUGUUUGAAGGAGAUGAUUAGUACUGUACACAGUGUGAAAUGUUACACACGAUCUCUCAAUUUGGCUGUCAAAUACUUCUCUCCUGCAACUGCCACGUAAGAUGUAAAGAAGUUUUAAAAUUAUUACCUUUCAACAAAAUCAAAGGCUCUUACUCAGGGAUUAACUACUUUCCUAAUCAGGAUCUGAGUGUGUUAGUAAUAAGAAUUUUUAUCUUGUUUUUCAGCUAGUAUUACAGCUACUAGACUCUCUUCCAACAUUGUUCAGCAAGAAUCCAAAUGUGCACAGUGCCACAGGGGCAGCCAUGCAGGCAGCACUAAAGUUAAUUGUAAGUAGCCACAUCCUUCUCUUACACAUAGGCAAUUGUAAAUACAGUGGAAACUCUAUUAACAAACCUUUAUAUAACAAAGUCCUGGGUAUAAAGAACAGACCCCUGUAGUAGUAAAAUAUAUGGAAAAGAACUUCAAUAUUUCCAAACUUAUAUAGAGGUUCCACUGUGGUCUGGUAUUUGCCAUGCAUUGUAGAUUAUAGUAAAAGAGAACCUUGCCAUUGAGAGGAUAAAUGGCUCUUGUAAUGACAUACAAUGCUUGGGGCUAAGAGAGAGGUUAUUUCAUUGAGGUAUCAAGGUCACAGGUAGAUCAGGUGUGGCUAAUUUUUUCUUCGUGAAAAUAUACUAUUUUUCUUUGCUUUUUAAAGAAUAUCAUACACUAUUAUGCAAGAAUCGAAUAGGCUAUUUGCACUAUGGUGCCACUUUACUACUGUGCUAUGACCAGAAUCCUCUUUGUUUUUCCUUUCAUAUUUAAAUUUGGAAAUCCCAGCGAGGUUUGAAUAACAGUAGCACUAAUCUACACAAGAAAGGAAAACCCUGAAGGAUUCUGGUCAAAGUAGUAAAAUGACGUGGUCAUCGUGCAGAUGCCCUAUUAAAGAUAGAUUUGAACCACAACAGACAUAAUAAUAUAAGAAGGCUUAUGUUUUUUUAGCCAUUGUGAUAAGUUAAUGUUUUUUUUUUUCCUCAUAUAUGAAGGGUCCUAUUGGUGGCCGUGUGACAGUGUUUCAGACAACUCUUCCUAAUAUUGGUCCAGGGGAGUUAAAAAAGAGAGAGGAUGGACAGAAAUCCAGCCCAAAGGUUGGUUACCAAUUAAUAUGCAUGUUCCACGAGACAAAGUCUCUCAAUGGUUAUAAGACAAAUUAUAGUCUCUGACCUCAGGACUCUCAGCUGCCAAGAGACAAAUCAACAUGUGCUGUACAGUUAUGUUACAUGACAUACACUGUAUGCCAUAAUCUUAUUGUGGCACUCCAACAGCUGCAGCUGAUUCUAAAUCAUCAGGGUUUUUUUUUAGCAAGAUGUUGUGUGACUUUGCAGGGCUGGCAUUAUGGGCUAGUGGCUGGAGAUUUCCCCUGGCUACCAAGAACAUGACCCCAGCUAUUUUCAUGGUAAAGCUGUUUAGUUCCCGUCCCCACAGCUUAGAAACUAAGUGAUAGCUCUGCUUUGAAUUGAGGCGUUUUAACCCAUUCGCUCUUGGGAACGCGUUUUGAAGCUAGUCGAUUGGUCAGUGUCUGGGUAUAAAAAGCGAAAACUUACAUAAAGCCGUUUACAGGACGUACACGUCGCGGCCUUCUGAUCGGCAUCCAGAUGAAGAAUAUUCGCUUCCGAAGUUUGGGCAUGCCCAGAAAGCAAAAUUUCUUUCCUCCCUUCUUCUUUCGCUUGUCUCGCUUUUUUUUCUUUUGCUGGGCAUUUACACUGUACUAGGCUUCAUUUUGGAGGGGAAAGUUUCUGGGAAAGCUUUUAGGAUCUUAUGAUUAGCUAAAAGGAAAGGUAGGUGAGUAGUGAAACACGAUUUUCAUGGGAAUUUUCGGGUCAACGUUACACGUUUUUUUUGCCUUUUUUCUCUGGCCUCCUUUACUGAAUCGUGCUCAUUCUGGUAUGGUUUAAAAGAUCUAACUCUUCGCCCUGUACAAGUUGACCGUUUGAACUGAUGACUUCAUAAGUGGUAGAAGGGACGUGGAUCCACACGGGCGGUUCAGGGAUACUCGAAUUGUGGACAAGCAUCCAUUGCGCAUGGCAUUUUUUUUUAGCUUUGUUUAACGGAAACUUUCUCUAAGUGAAAACUUAAAUUAAUUUCUGUAAAUUUAUACCUAAUGAAGAAACAUUUUUUGCUUACUUUCCGUACGUAGGAUGUUCAGAAUCUGACACCAGCAACAGAUUUCUACAAGAAGUUUGCCUUGGACUGUGCUGCUGAGCAAGUAGCUGUAGACCUGUUUUUGUUGUCUGGACAAUAUGCUGACAUUGCAACAUUAAGUGAGUAUUCUGGUAAAGGAUAAAUACCUCUGUGUCGUGGUAUCUUAAUCUCUCAGGCUUCACAAAACAAUUGCUACACAUUAUUAAAAUGUUCUUUGUUUUAAUCUUUCAGUGUGUGCCUCUAAAUAUUCUGGUGGAUCAGUGAUGUAUUACCCAGAUUUCCAUGCGGUCAGGAACCCAGCAGCAGCAGAAAAAUUUGAAAAUGAAUUUGUGUAAGUAGUUAUAAUUUUUAAAGGUUAAUGCUGUAUUCCUAUUAAAUCUUAGGAAGAUUCCUUCAAAAAGAUACUUCUUCCUUCCUUCUUCCUUCAAUAAUAUACUUAUAGUUUACUCAAGUAAAAAAUAAAAUCGUGUAAUGCUAAACCGCGACGGCAACGAAAACUCUAAAAAAAAAAAAGAAAGAAAAAAGGUCUCAUUAGCAAAAAGCAGCACACUUUUUUGUACAUAUCUUUGCCGUUGUUUUGCCCGACUAAAACGUGAAACUUCCUAGUUACACGUUUUACAAAGGAAAUGUCGUAUGUUUAAAGUGUCUGUCUGCCUUUUUUUUUAACCUUGGUGGCCGCAGCGCUAGCAUUUCUCGUUUUCUCACCGCGGCUAUAAAAUUUUCUUGUUUUUCUUUCAACAAACUUCCUCUCUCUUGAUUUUUUAUGUCAUGCUUUAGCUCUUUCUCUGUUAGCCACGUUAGUGUAGUAGUACUAAAGGUGACGUUUGACAUCGGCUUACAUGGAGUGGGUGGACGAACGUACGGAUGGUCACGUGAUUGUGCGGUUGUUGAAACGUUGGAUGGCGCUAUCCACUGUAUCUAGUCCAGCGGAUAAGUAUUAGGGAGACCAAUUGUGUCAUCCACUAGAUAUAGUUUCAUGUGGUAAGCUCUAUCCAAGCUUCGAACAACUGGACUCAGGAGGUUAGGCUCCUCUGGUCAUCCACGACAACUGAGAUGGACGUUAAUCUAUUUUUUUGCUUUAUCAUUUGCAGUCGUUAUCUAACAAGGAAGAUUGGAUUUGAAGCUGUCAUGAGGGUCAGGUGUACUAAAGGUAAAUUGCAAGUAAAGUUUCUGCUUAAACUCUUCGCACCCUGAUAUUUUGUUUUACCUAAAGACGUAGCAUUUCAUCGUUGUUUUUCCCUCCCCUUUUUCUCUCAACAGGUCUUUCUAUUCACACGUUUCAUGGCAACUUCUUUGUACGCUCAACGGACCUAGUUUCCUUGCCAAAUGUCAGCCCUGAUAGUGGAUUCAGUAUGCAGAUUGAUAUUGAAGACUCAUUAACAGACUCUAAUAUCGCAGUGUUUCAGUCUGCACUUCUUUAUACAAGCACUAAAGGUAAUGUUGCAUCCAACAAACCGGUUGCAGUUGUACCUCUUCUUUUUGCACCCUAGGUUCGAUUUGUGCCGCUCUCUCCGUCGUCCUUGAGAAGAGACUAGGCUGAUUGAACAACAGGACGGGAACGUCAGUUGGCGACAGGAAAGCGCGCGGAAAGGACUAAACACGACUUCCGAUGCCCAAUUUGCCGCUGUGCCAUUGGUCAAGCCAGUUGUUUGAUUUGCGCGCGCCUUUGUCAAGUGACGUUCCCGUUCUGUUGCUAAAUCGGCCUACUGUUCUGGGAAGAAGCGCGGGCUCAUUUCCAGAACAGUGGCUGGUAAUCCAGCCUGUUUGUACCCUCAAUCACUCUCUUUACUUCAUGUCAUGAGUGACACUUAUACUUCAAGGUGUUAGUUGAGUUACCUUGGGUACCCGAGGUUGUUUCUCGUGUGCGGGAUUCUUCGAUGUCGGCCGUAGGCGACAGAUCUUCGGCCGAAGGUCGAAGCCAUGAGCAGUGAAGCUUUUUUGUUGGGUCACUAGAAAGACUUUACUCAAAACGGAAACCGUGGGUAAAAGUCGAGUAAAGCGGUGAAUAAAAUGCAGUCCCUUGGUAAGUUAAGGGUUAAUUUUGUUUGCAGGUGAGCGGCGUAUCAGAGUACACACACUGGCGUUACCUAUCACUAACAAGCUGGCCGAUAUAUAUGCCACAGCUGAUGUUCAAGCCAUUGCUACACUCUUGGCUAAAAUGGGUGAGUGCACUUAAUAGUGAAACAAAAGAAUCUGUUGGUUUGCACAAAUCAGCUGGAGUUUUGCCCUAGAGCUCUGUUGAAAGCAAGUUAAACUAAGGCAAUGCGGCACCAUUCAGGAGCUAAUUCAUUUUGAUGUGCCAGUGAUGGGGUAUUGCAAAUCACCGUCAGCCAUCUUUAUAUCUCUCUCAUCAGUUCCCAAACUUGCCAGUUGUCACUGAAUUUAAUUGUUUUCUGACUCACUGGAUCGCUUUUCUUGUUAUCAUUGUUACACUUUUGGUUAAGGAGGUAGAGUUAGAAGUUAGAAUAUGACCACAAAAAGCGCUGCUUAUACCAUUUGGAUCCGGAAUUAAACAUGCUUCCCAACGUUUUUCACCAAAUCACUUAGAACUCACUAAAAAUAACGAGACGAAUUCUCAAAACGCGUGAAAAUCCAGUGGCCAGCGACUACCAUUAAAAAUCUGGCCUUUUUCCUGUAUCUACUUCAAAUGCCUCGAGGAGUUGUCCUUAUUCUUUUUCUUGGUUCAUUUAUCAUUGAUUAAUAAAUUAGUUUUGUACCUCACUGACUGUUGCUUUUUUUUUUGUUUUCUUGUUCCGCAGCUGUUGACAGAACACUGAGUUCCUAGUUAGGCGAUGCAAGAGAGGUUAGUGCUACAUAAAUAGAACGCUUUCCAUUCAUUAGUGGCGUAUAUCAAACUCAGUAAUUAAGUUUGUAAGCAAUUGAAUUCUGACGGCAAGCUAAUAAAAGAAAUGCUGAAGAAACUUCAUAAGAACAGUCACUCGGUGGCUGGUUUGACUGCGAGCGAGCCACAUACUCCAAACGAAAGAGGAAAAUAAUGCAAAUUAAUGAUAAACAGGAGGAGAUAUUAGGAUGGAGAGAGGAAAAAUAUUUUUUCUUCGCUUGGCUUCUCUGCUCGCCUCACGCGUGCUCUUGAUCUGCAGCCGUUUAUGACUGUAAAGAAAUAUAAAACAUUGCUCGCAGUCUAGUAGUCGGGAGAAUUUCAUCUGUAAUUCUGGUACAGGGAGGCAGAACAACCUUGCACAGUAUCACAAACAGGAUCACAAAUCUAAAUAUUUAAAGCAACUUGAACUGCUUAUUAAACAGUAUAACAGGAAAGUUUGGGAAAAAGAUUUAGUGCUUGAAGUUUAAACACACUCACUGACUGACAGAUAGCUUAUCAAGAUCGCUGUUGACAAUGAACUAUUUCACGUUGUUUUAUUAGGCUCUGAUGAAUGCUUGUAUAGACACUCUUGGAGUGUACCGUACAUCAGUGGCAAAUCAACCUCAAAGCAGUGGAUUGCUAGCCCCUCAUUCCCUCAGAUUACUGCCUCUCUUUAUACUGGCCAUCAUGAAACAUGUAUGUAUUUGAACAGAUGUGUUUGUUUGUUUGUUUGUUUUCUAAUGAAAGCAUCAUCUUGUUGCGUCAUGCAUGUAGUGGAGGAAAUCAAAAGCAACACGGUGUUGCUUCUGUGAAGCUACGUUAACGUUUCAUGUAGCCCAGCAGUUUUCUAGCGUGUAGGUUGUAAUCUAUAGGUAUCUUCUCCAUCCUAAAGUAUUCUAUGAGUAAACUGAUAUUUUGAGGUCAGUUUCCUUCUGUUUCCAGAAACUUCCGAGUCAGAGAGGCGAGUUUAAUGACAUUGAUCAAAAUUCGAACUUUUCAAGUUCCUAAAAAUUCUACUUCUUCUUUAUGCUGAGUAACAAGGAUGCAAAGACAAAACAACUGCUGACUUAUUGUCGUCUUAACCGUUGUCGUUGAUAUCGAAAAGUUACCCUUUCGAAGUUUUUAUUGAACGGCGAUAACUGCCAAAAGAGGAAACAAAGAUGCUUGUGCUCUCUUUUAUAGUUUUCUAUUCUCACUGACAUUUCUACCUUGCCAUUGUCAAUCCAUGCCAAUCGAAUUAGGUCGUUCAUAUUUGUUGAAUCUCUCAUAUCUGGUUUUAAUUUCCGUCCUGACAUUUUGUUUAUGCUGUUUGAUUCUUUCAGGUGGCUUUUCGUCUUGGUUCCAGCAGCCGCUUGGAUGAGCGGUGCUUUGCGAUGCAACAGUUCAAAGUGAUGCCUCUUAGCCUGGCCAUGCUGUCUGUUUAUCCCAAAAUGUACCCAAUUCACGACUUGUCAGAUGAGGUGAGCAUGGCCAUCAUGCCAGCCCACCAAAGCAUUUUGAGGGGUGGGGGACGAAGAAGGAGACAGUAGUUGCUAUAUUGUCGAGUAAAUCAUUUAAAAUUAGGUUAAGUGACUGGGUUACAUUGUGAGAGACAGGUAAAGAGAGGAAAGCCUCCAUACGGCCCACCUCAGGCAAACUUCUUCCGUUUGCAUCACUUUUUUGUUUUAUAUGCCCUGGACUCCAUAAUUAGCUAUGGUCUAAACGAGUGGGGUACUGGUACGACUUACGACCACAAAGGCCCUAGGGAUCGUUUGGAGGGACAGCCGCAAGCCACCUGUUAAAGACGCUCUCAGUCAAAGUUAUUCUGACUCAAGAAUAAGAUAUCGUGCAUCAGGGUCUUUAAAAACUCUUAAAUAGUGAAGAUAAGGUUCAUUUCUGAAAUGCAGUUUGGAACACAGCUCUUUUUGUGCGCCACGUUUGUUGACCGUCACGCAAUCCCUCCAAACGAUCCCAAAAAGCUUUAUGGUCGCAUUUCUUGCCCAGUUUUAUACUCGUUUAGAACAUGGUGAUUGUAAAAAUGUUUCCUUUCACAGGGCGCUAUUCAAACUAAAGCAGGCCUGGUUGCAAAACCCCCUAUCUAUCACUUAUCAGGAGAAAAGCUGAGUCGGAAGGGAAUUUUCCUCAUGGACACGGGUCAUGUAAGUAUAGCGAUAAUUUCUAUCAAACGCAAACAGCAAGUUAGUUUAUUUGAGGGCUUCCUCCUCAGGGCUAUUACCUAACAGAAGACUGGAUUCUACAGCAUCCAAGGAACACAUUUAGAAAGAAGUAGCCUGCGAAUACAGCCUUGUAUCCCCGCCCCUCGCCAGUAGGUACAUUUCGCGAGGAGCGAGGAGAGGCGGCUGUAUUCGCAGGCCAGGAAAUAGGAACCCAUUCUUCUUAUGUGCUAAGACGUAAAGAAAAACAUACAAACAAACGUCAUUAGACGUGUAUAAUGGUUCCUUAGGCUAGAACCGGCAUUUCUUAGCUUCAGCUAUAGGCCUGCUCUAAAGCUGUGUUCACAAAUACCGGAUAGGGCUUCUGUUCACAGAUAAGAACGGUGAUUUCAGAGUUUAACAAAUGCGUCGCUUAGUGGAGCUGGGUCCCUGGGAUGUCCAGGAGCUUCCACCGUUGGAAAAGCCAGCCCCUAGACAGAGUUUGGUGGCGGCAGGAAAAGCUAUCCGCUACAGUAUGAACACUAGCCUAAAUUUGUCUCCGUUAGAGCCUUGAUACUUCGGCUGUUUUGGUUUAAGGUUUGUUCCUGGCGUUAUUUGCUGUGUUUAGAUUGGCUACGUGAUGGCGCAUACAUUAUCGAAUGUAUUUGACAGUGAGUGAUCAAAAUACUAAGAUGAAAUGUUGCAUGUUGUUUUUUCAGGCUUUCUAUAUUUGGGUUGCACGGGACGCUCCUAUUGAUGUCAUUCAAGCGCUGUUCAAUGUCCCUAAUUUUGGCAGUAUUCCAGAAAAUUUGGUAGGAAAUUCUUCUUCGUAUCACUUUAAUCUCUGACGGCUCAGUACUGAAUAGUCAGCAUUUCUUUUAGUUACCAGUUUAGAAUAACUUUCACAAUCCAUGAUCGAUCGAAAAUUUCAGACUCAUGAAGGGUAGAUAUUCUUUUUUCAGUUUUUCUUACCCACUUUUCACCGAAGUGAUUCAAAGUAGGUGAUUGCUGAGUCGCAAUAUUUUGUUCUGUUGCAGGGUUCACUUCCAGUGUUAGAAAAUCCCCAGUCAGAAAGAGUAAGGACAUUUGUGGAUUACUUGCAGUCACAGAGAACGUGUNAACCGGCAUUUCUUAGCUUCAGCUAUAGGCCUGCUCUAAAGCUGUGUUCACAAAUACCGGAUAGGGCUUCUGUUCACAGAUAAGAACGGUGAUUUCAGAGUUUAACAAAUGCGUCGCUUAGUGGAGCUGGGUCCCUGGGAUGUCCAGGAGCUUCCACCGUUGGAAAAGCCAGCCCCUAGACAGAGUUUGGUGGCGGCAGGAAAAGCUAUCCGCUACAGUAUGAACACUAGCCUAAAUUUGUCUCCGUUAGAGCCUUGAUACUUCGGCUGUUUUGGUUUAAGGUUUGUUCCUGGCGUUAUUUGCUGUGUUUAGAUUGGCUACGUGAUGGCGCAUACAUUAUCGAAUGUAUUUGACAGUGAGUGAUCAAAAUACUAAGAUGAAAUGUUGCAUGUUGUUUUUUCAGGCUUUCUAUAUUUGGGUUGCACGGGACGCUCCUAUUGAUGUCAUUCAAGCGCUGUUCAAUGUCCCUAAUUUUGGCAGUAUUCCAGAAAAUUUGGUAGGAAAUUCUUCUUCGUAUCACUUUAAUCUCUGACGGCUCAGUACUGAAUAGUCAGCAUUUCUUUUAGUUACCAGUUUAGAAUAACUUUCACAAUCCAUGAUCGAUCGAAAAUUUCAGACUCAUGAAGGGUAGAUAUUCUUUUUUCAGUUUUUCUUACCCACUUUUCACCGAAGUGAUUCAAAGUAGGUGAUUGCUGAGUCGCAAUAUUUUGUUCUGUUGCAGGGUUCACUUCCAGUGUUAGAAAAUCCCCAGUCAGAAAGAGUAAGGACAUUUGUGGAUUACUUGCAGUCACAGAGAACGUGUCAUGCUAACAUAUAUAUUCUAAGGUAUGUUAAUUAUCGCAGAGAAAGUGAUUCAGGUUCCCUAGCGAGACUCGAGACGUAGCAUAAUCCCUCAAGUUACCAAUCAGCAUUAAAGAAUUUUAUUAAAAAGACAUCAGCUAGACUUCUCUUCAAACUCUAACCGAGAGUCUGUUCGUAAAACUAAUUUUUCUUCCUGGAAGGGUGGUUAAGUUGGAGGUAACAUGUAAGUGUGAAUUACCCUUUUUACAGUAAACGCUAUGGCGAUAAGUGACAUCCAAGAACUAUCACACAGACUACAGCUACAUGCACGCUGUUAAGUGUUAUCAAGAUUGAUAAGCUAGAGCUUGCGUUGUCCAAGUCAUAAAAAGGUCGUCUGCACCUCUUUAAAUGUAAACUUUAAGAACGUGUGAGCGGUCCAACAAAAGUCCUGAAGCGAGAAUGAAAACAAGUCUGUUCAGAGGCCAACUGCGUGACGUCUAAUAUGUAGCUGUCAGUGAAGAGGUAACUCCCUCUUAAAAUUGGUAUUUAAAAAUGUCACAAACAAAUCUACGCCCGUAGGCACGAGCCGCUUAGUAACUUUCAUUGUAAGUUUCCUUUUGUUUGCUUAGAUAUGUUGUAACGUUAUUAAACACAAGCCAAUUUCUUUGAUAUCUUACUGUGCUUUUCUCUGCAUUUUACAGGGAGGACAGUCGAUUUAGAAUGUUGUUCCUUCAAAACCUGGUGGAUGACAGAUCAGAGUCAGUUAUGUCUUAUUACGAGUUUCUCGUCCAUCUUCAAAAGCAGAUUUCCAAAUGAGCUCUCUAAUCAAACAGCGGGUCAGGUGAUGAUUCAGACAAUGCAAAAGAAGCAAUAAAAGGGAUAAUUCCGCUCUCAACCAACUCAGGGACAAAUGAAUGGCGUCUGCAGCACUCUGGAAAUGUUCAAUGUGGACGUAGAUGAAAAGAAAAACGUACAGAGCUGACCCUUAGCAAAAUUAAGACGAUAGAAAGAAUAUACGGAGCAAUGCGCAAGAUCGAUUUUACCUGUAACUCGCACAUAAAGGAUGAAGACAUUUCAAACAAAAAGAUGUUAGGUGUCUAGUUAUAGUAGCCAUAAGAAACCUGGGCAGAAAUACACAAUUUGUAGUUGCCUCUCCCACCCUAUCCUCGCGCACAGAGCUCCAAGCUUUUUUCUUAAAAAAUUGCUUCACGUGGCAAAUAAUGGAAAAAACUUUGGAGACAGCAACGGUUCCCCCUUAGGCCUGUUAUCAAGCUAUGGGAUUGCGGGAAUAAUUCAUUGCUAUUGGAGAUUAUAGAAACCUGUAUGGUUGGUAAAACUGCGCGACGGGAUACGGUGUACUUUGUUUAAAAAACACUGCCUUCUUCUCUUACUGCUUACAUUACGUCUGCGGAUGUGAAACACUCGGACUUUUUGGGGAUAGCAUCACCAAUUACGAACAAUUUGUUGGUGGAUUAUGACCAUACGGGAAAAUUAAAAGUAAACAUGGCCUGAUGAAAUACAAAGUACUAUUAAUUGGAAAAACCACCCAUUUUUCAGAGAUUUAAGCCUCGGGUUUGAAUAAUACUAUUUAUAAUGUCUGUCAAAUCUUUGUUAAAGUCGUUUCUGCUUGGUUAUCUCUGAAUCAUCCGCAGUUACCCUCAGUUUUGAUUGUGACAACUGAAAUUACUCAUCCGAACAGUGCGCAUGCGCGAUUGUUCUUUUGUUAUAAAAAGCGGAUGCUUACGAAUUUUUAUUCUGCGGAUUUCUUUUUGUUGUUGUUUUCGUCAAAGGAGUUUUAGACUCAGAUCAAGACAGUUUUAACUGAAAUAUUGAAACUUGUUGUCACGACGUCUUCGUCAGGCGAGUGUAACCAUUUUAACGGUGGUAGGUACAGGCCUCUGUGGACUUAAUUCCUGGGUGAAUUUCUUCCUUUCUUUUUUUGUGUCGAUUCUGUUCGAACAGUUUUGCUCUGAGUCUGAAAUUCCUCUUGGCAAUGUUUUGUUUUCAGAGUAGGAAAGCAAAAGAAUUAUAUUUCUUACUCUGCAAAUGAGACAUUUUAACUACCGGUAUUUAAUUUUCCAGAAGGCAAAUUUUGAAGUAAAGUUUAGAUUUUAAGGCACGUUUUAAUAUACGUAGCCAAAAGGAAAAAAAACAGUUGUCGUCGAUGAGAUUUUAAUAGGACGAUUAUUUUUGCGCGUAGUUUUUUUUUUUGUGAAUUCGCACCGUUUCGCCAUUGGAAUAAGAUAUCAUUAAGAGUUUUAUUAAUCUUGAUUUUCAUGGUUAAAAACUGACAGUUGUCAUUGAGGUCAAUGAGCAGUGCCAGUUAGAAGUUACCCUGCGAGCAGUGGUUUCAGCGUCCGGCCUGGAGAAACCACUGCUCGCGGGGUAGCUUGACGUUAUGUCAAAAAGACAAGUUUCUUUAGACGGGGGAAUAGAACUCACUGUUAACCUUUUAGUUCGAG